UUAAUUUAUAAUACCAAUCGUGAUCUAGAAACAAUUGUUUUGACCUGGGAGUUACCCCGUUUGACUUUUUCCACAAUUUUAUCCUGCCAUACCCAUUGACUUCAAUUGUUUUUUUAUACCAUCGCCAUCGAAUGUCGAUUUUCAAAGAGAAUUACAUUGAAUUUUCUGAAUUAUCCUCGAAUUUUCGUAAUCUACUAACACUAGGCUCUUUAAAAACACCACGAAUUGAUCAAUUGGGCAUUUGAAUAAAUACGGGAUUAGGUGCAACGAACAUGAAUUAAGACAUGAUAUAUAGUAUAUUGUAUUUCACCUCAUCCUGCAUGAAUUUUAUUGCUGCAUAUACAGUGAACUGCUGCAGCAUCUUCCCCAUUUGACUCUCUCGCAGAAGAGAGCUCUCCAUCCCAUUCGAUCAGAAAGAUUUUCCUCCUCCUCGAGAAGACAACGAUCCGAAAGAUUUUACGACGUGGGGCCAGGAACAUCCAUGGCUUCUGGGUCAAGCAUUGGCAAUGGCGAGCAGGGGAUGACCAGAGACUUGGCCGCCAUCAAGGAAGAGAUGGAUGACAUUGUAGCGCAAUUCCAAUGGUUCGUCAACCUACUCGGGACAACCAUGGACACGCCAAAAUUACGUGAAGAACUGCAGAACAGGUGGGUACAUGCUCAGCGGUUGGCCCGAGAGACCUCAAUUCUGCUCCAGGAAUCCUCCCAUCUGGAUGGACAUCUUAAGGAUAAUACCAAGGCAAUGAAUGAGGCCAAACUUGCCCAAGAAUUUAUUGCAAUAGCGGGGAGGUUUAAUGAAGCUCAGUUACUUGCAGCCCAAAGGCAACCUCCUUUUGUUCCUAAACUAGACCUUCACAUUCCUUCAAGUUAUCGUUUUCCUGGCAGCCCAAAGGAUUCUGAGGUGGAAUCUCUUCUUGAGAGGUCGAAGAGAAUGUUGGCAUUGCUUCAGGACUGCGAGAACACACUUGGGGAGGCCAUCACUGAGGGCAAUGAAGAGGAAGUCCAGCAACUUCAGGCCCAAAUAGACACACUCAGAGAGAUCCUCAAAGACCAAACUUAUCUAAUCGUAGAGUCGGGUUUGGACAUCGAUGAUAUUUCUUCCCGCAUCGAGAACUCAGCAACCGUGAGCUCUGCAGAAAAAUCCCGAAUUCUCAGGGAUGUGAAGGCUCGGAGGCCAAACAGUUUCUUGGUAAUUAUUAGACACUGCAAGAUUCUACAUCAGAAUUUGGUCAGACAAAACAGAGCAAUUUCUGAAUCCUGUUUGCUGCAGGAUUGCGUUUGCAGGAUAGUUGGAUCAUGCUUCUCCAUUGGAUCAUGACAUUGCAAGAUUCAUUAUACUCGUGCUUUAUGAGCGCCUUUGUGAUUACAAUAAAACCGCAAGUUCCAUCCUUGUAAA
Punica granatum (pomegranate) is the source of this 1393-nucleotide messenger RNA. NCBI's taxonomy places the organism in Eukaryota, Viridiplantae, Streptophyta, Magnoliopsida, Myrtales, Lythraceae. The record is from RefSeq and is a predicted model, not a curated record.